AUGUCUGGUGCGCCAUGCCCUGUGCAGCCAAUCAUGGCAUGCAAGGGGCAGCACCAUUCUGGCCCUCCGGUUCAGGCGGCCGAUCUGGGGAAGGGUGCGCUGAGUUUGGAAGGAUUGCAGACAGAGCUCGAGAGGGCCUAUGAAAGGAUCAGACGGCAGGAGACACAGCUUGAAGCCCUGCGUGGUGCUUACGAACAAGGUCGAGAAUUAAAUGCAUAUUUGAUGGCUGAGCUUCAGCGUACAAACCUCUUGCUGCAGCAGCAAGCCAACGAGGUGCCGCAACAGCGCCCGGGCGUCGUGGGCGUGGUUCAGGUGCCGACCUACACCCAAGAUUAUAAUCAGCCUUAUCUGCCGGUGAUGGCCAGGAGUGUGCCCUCAUCGUACCCAGAGCUGCCUAUAGCCGCUGCACCUUCUUCGUUCCCACCGUCUCCGCGUUUGCUGCCGACACCGAAAUGCUCAGGAGCAGGUCAAUCUUCGGGUAUGUCGAGCACAUGGCGCGAGCCGUCGGGGCAGGACCCGCCGGAUCUGCCAGAAGACAUCCCCACAGUGGGAUCCCUGUGGCAUGCCGAGGGUGCAU
Messenger RNA from Symbiodinium necroappetens, 577 nucleotides. The record is from the annotation of a GenBank genome assembly. NCBI's taxonomy places the organism in Eukaryota, Dinophyceae, Suessiales, Symbiodiniaceae.